AUGGAGGGACUGAGGAGGCAGGUUGAGCUACUCUGCACAGCGCUGGAGUCACUGGAUGUGCGUCACGACAGCCGCUGUCGUGACCGCCCAUCAUCACUUCCCGAGGAGGUGGUGUCAGCGCUGCAGGUAGCGCUUGCCCGCGCAACGGCGCUGGCUGGCUGGGCCACCGCUGUGCAGCGAGAGCAACCGCUGCCACAACGUACGAGUGACGUCAGUGAUGCAGCAGGUCUGAAGUUUGGUGCCUCAGCUCAGCAACAAACUCUUCUCAGUGUCGCUGCACUUUUCAAGGUGUCUGUUGCUGAUAUCCGCCAAUGGAACCCUCAGCUGCCGCCCACGCUCCGCGAGGGGGACGUGCUGCCACCCGACACGUACCUCAAGGUGAGACCUGCGCCUUCCCCAGUCUCGCCGCCGCAACCGUCAUCGACGUCAGUGUCACGCACGAGACUAGUUCCCGGUGCUACAGCGUCGUUGGGAGUCACAGUGAGCGGCACUACCUCGGCACGUUCCACGUCGGCGAAGUCGCAGGUGACUGAUGCAGGCUGUGGUGACAGUGUCGCAGCUCCCUGGCACCACUCCGCAUUCAGUAGCAGUCCGAGUGGUUGCUCGAAAAGGGAUGCUGGUACAGGCGUCUCCAGCGGUGGGGUAGGCGGCAGGGUGCUUCCUCUUGGUAGCGAAGGCGGCGCGAGUCAGGGACGAUGCAGCGCUUGGGCAAUGGACAGCGGUUGUGGCACGAGCCGCUCUCCUCAAAUUCCGGAGCCAUCGAUGCCGAACAGCUACCCCAACGCCGCUCCCCCUUCCUGCGCCCCGGCGCCAGUCUUGAUGCCGAUGCCCAUCCACCUGUGCUCCUCGCCAGACAGAUCUGAUCUCAUCGACUUGAAGGAAGAUGUGAUGGAGCCGUCACCGAGUCCAGAGAGAGAUGCGCAUGCGAGCGGCAGGGCCCGCCGCAGCUGCACCACGCCCAAAACCUCGUCGCCGUCACCGCCUGUAUCUUUCCUAGCACCGCCUCCGUCCUUCUCAGGUGUGGUCACGUUGUCAACCGCAGCCGCCGCGGCUGUCGAAGCGACGCCGUUGCAUGACAGCGGUCCUCAGGGAGACGUUAUUGGUGGUGGCAGCUCCGGCACCACUGCAGGCGAGAUCAGCAUGCGCGGCCACUCUCGCUCCUCCUCCCGCAGCCCGACUGGGGAGAUGCUGGUGGCUUCUGUCGGCGGACCGAAAGGGCGCGUCUCUGUCAGGGGUGAUAUGGCGUCGUCUGGCGUGAGCGCUAAAAUUUCCCAGCUCAGGUUGCAGUCGCCCUCCGCAGAUGGUGAGAGCGAUCAGAGGGAGCCCAGAAAGCGAACUACCGGGUGGGCUACAGCAGCGUCUGUGGUGCCGUCUCCAGAGACGAAGGGUGGGGCACGAGUGUUGCCGUCGCCGUCGCCGGCGCGGGAGUCGAGUGUAUCGCUCUCUGCUGUCUCACCGCCCUCUUCGCUUGGUGAGGGUAGGUGGAGCAACGGUGCCCGCAGUCGCGCGCGCGCCGGCAGCAAAGAGGGGGAGGGAGAGCGGCAUGUCACGGAGGUGCAGCGGCCACCGCAGCUUUCACCAUCUCAGCAACGCCGGGGAGCCUCUGCGUCGUCCCUGUCCCUUGCUUCUCCGUCAUACACCUCGUCCUGUUCGCCGAUGACAAAUGGGCAGUCUCCAGCUUCAGCCGCCACGGCAUCCAAGGCAGCGGUGACUAGCGGCGAUGUGAGCCGCCCCAAUGACUUCCUGACUCCGAUUCAGCGCCGAGGUGGUUGUGGUCCUCAGUGCGCGUCUGGCGCGGCCUUUUCCACCAGCGGCCACCUAAACAUGCACCGCAGUCCUCUCAGUGCUGCGCUCUCUUCUUCCCCUGAAGGGCGCUCGGUGAUCGAGACGGAAGUGGUCGAGUCACCAAGAAGCGACACGGAGGACUACAUGGAGGACGAAGAGGAGAGUACCCCCUGUAUGCGUCCUCCGACCAUGCUGGGGCGCCGUGUCAGCAGUCCCCCUCCGAACCUCAGCCACUUCCCGCAGACCGGCUGCACUGAGGCUGGCCUCUCCACUGCUCCGCCUCGCCGCGCUGUCGACCCACCACCACAGCUGAGACAGCGAUCAGGAGGUAAGAGGGACGCGGGACUGACUGCGCCGGUAGCUGCGCAAGCAGUGCUACUGCCAUCGCUGGCUUCUCCGUCUCAUCUGGAGCCGCCACCACAGCAGCAGCAGCUGCCAGAGCUGAGUGAGUUGGACGAUGCCAUCGAGGAGGUGGAGCUGGCGGGAGAGGAUAACUACGACACGCUCGAGGGCAUCGCUGCCGUCUACAACCUAACAGUGCCCAUUAUCAUCGAGUGGAACCCGUACUUGAAGAAGUACCGGCCGAGUGAGCCGCUCCCGCCAGACCUGCCCAUUGUCCUGCCCAUGUCGGACGAAGACGAAGAGGAUGGGGAGGGGACGGAUAGCAUCAUGCACGAGGUGGACUCCCGGCUGUUGCUGAAGCCGCACUCUAGGCUUGAGAAUUGGUCCCCGGACGGGUACUCUCCGUCUGGCACCUCCGACAACUCACCAGCACCGCAGUCGCUACUGUAA
Leishmania braziliensis MHOM/BR/75/M2904 is the source of this 2577-nucleotide messenger RNA. RefSeq lists its product as hypothetical. The coding region runs from base 1 to 2577 and encodes 858 amino acids. NCBI's taxonomy places the organism in Eukaryota, Euglenozoa, Kinetoplastea, Trypanosomatida, Trypanosomatidae. The transcript has a single exon. The record is from RefSeq and is a predicted model, not a curated record.